UAUUUUUUAUUUUUAUUUAUUUAUUUAUUUUAUACAGCAAUUAAGCGAAAUCCGCAAACAGGGUCACCGUUGAAGGUCCACCGUAGCCAUGGACUCCACCCCAACCAGCCCCCAACGCCAACCCGAAGGUCCCCCUCUCGUCUCCAUCAAAUCCUCUCCUCGCAAGCUCCCCAUCAAACGCAAGAACCUACUCUCCUCUUCUGACCCUAACCCUAAUUUCCUCUCCUCCAAGCUCCAGUCCACCCUCGACCAAAGCGACGCCGUCGCGAAGCCACCGCCGUUCAAGUUCCACCGGAUCUGGACUGAGCCCGACGAGAUUCGGUUCCUGCAGGGCCUCCUGGACUGCGCGUCCCGGGGGCUCUCCUUUCCCAGAGACCUCCAAGUCUUUCACGAUCGCUUCUCCGGUACGAUGUCGCAGCCCUACGCCAAGUCCCAGCUCUCCGAGAAGCUCCGCCGGCUGAGGAAGAAGUUUCGGGUUAUAUCGUCCCGGCUCGCCGGCGGGCUCAGCCCGUCGGUGCUCUCGCAGCACGAUCGGGCGCUUUACGAGCUCUCCGAGAAGCUCUGGAGCCCCGAGCUGUCGUCCUCGUCGACAUUUGGUAACAAUUCCAACGAUUACGGUAGCAAUGAGAAGAAGAAGAAGAAGAAGAAGAAGAGCGAGGGCAGUUUGGUUGGGGUUAGGGUUAGCUUCUCGCCGGCCCUGGCUAACUUGAGUUCUCACUCGAAUCAAAACCUUCGUUUCCAGGAAAUCGACGGUGAUGUGAAUGUCGAGUAUGAGGGCAGCGAAAGUGGUGGGCUUGGUGGGGUGGCAGCGAAAGUGGCGUUGGAUGUGUUUGAUGAGUGUUUGGAGGAGGUUCGGAAUCGGAUGGUUGUUGUUUAUCUGAACAAUAAGUCUUCCAAGGUACUGAGGUGGCACCGGCAACGGGUGGCGGAAUUGGAGGUCCUGGCACGGCGCUUGAGGUUGGUUCUCGACAACUCUCUCCAUGCCCAAUCACUAUUUUCAAAUUCGAUGUAGAUAUUGUUUACGUUGACGUACAAUUUAUUAUUAUUAUUAUUAUUUUUGUGUAGCUUGAUAUGUU
Messenger RNA from Corylus avellana, 1076 nucleotides. RefSeq lists its product as uncharacterized. The record is from RefSeq and is a predicted model, not a curated record. Gene Ontology annotation, biological process: regulation of DNA-templated transcription. Gene Ontology annotation, cellular component: nucleus. Lineage: Eukaryota; Viridiplantae; Streptophyta; Magnoliopsida; Fagales; Betulaceae.